AUGAAAUUAGAGCAAGUAGCAAGCAGCUAUGAAAAAGCAAGGAUAGAAAAUGGUUAUAUUGACGAAGCAGAAAGAUUGGAAAAGCAAAGUCAACAAUACUUAAAAGAACUAGAAUUAGCCAAAUUCCAUGAAGAAAGAGGCAAAAUUAAAUGUGAUUGUUAUUCUUGUGCGGAACAAAAGACUAGACAAAAAGAAGCCCAAGAACAAAUUCUUAGUGAUUAUGAUACUGAAAACAAGGAGAAGCAAAAAAUAGAAUGCCCUGAGUGUGGCAAAUUACGAGUAUUAGAUGAGGAAGCAGGAGUGUGUAAAAGUUGUGUCAAAAAUAGAAAGAACAUUACAAAGUUAGAUAUUAGAAACAAAAAUUUAGAAAGUCAUUUAGAUUUAAAAGAUUUCACUAAUUUGAAAGUGUUAAAUUGUUCUUAUAAUAAACUAACCAGCAUAGACUUAACAGGAUUAAAUCAAUUAGAAGAAGUACAAUGCCCCGGUAACUAUUUAACUAACUUUGAUUAUUCAGUUUUAAAUUCCGAAAAGUUAACUAUUUUAAAUAUCAGUGAUAAUAAUCUUACUGAACAAGACUUGUUGGUUUUUAAACCUUUACAAGGCUUGACUAAAUUAAAAAAAAUGUAUAUCAGUAAUACCGAUAUCAAUAGUGGUUGGGAGUAUUUGCCAAAUAGUAUUAAAGAAAUUUUUUCUUCUAGUGAAAAAAGACCCAACAGCAAAGUCAAAGCAAUAAAAGUAGGUUUAACUCCUAAUAAUGAUUAUUAUUUUGCCAACUACUUAAAAGGAAAAGAACAAAAUUAUCCUGAUAAGGAGAAAACAAAAAUUAUCUACCUCAACCAACAAUUAACAGGAGUGCUGGAUUGUCAAGGGUAUAAUAAUUUAAAAUAUAUAGUUAUCUCUACCUCAGUCGAUAGUAGUAAAUUUGAGAUAAAAGAGGGUUCCUAUAGGUAUAGAAAAAUCAAAACAUGUCAACCUGCUCAAACUUAUUUAGAUGAAAAUUAUCCGAAAAAUGGAACUUGUCAAAUAAAGGAUGAGAGUAAAGACGUUGACAACUUUGGCAAAACUAGAGCAGAAAUAACAGAGUUAGUUAUAGAUCAAAAAGGCUUAGAAGGCAACUUAGACUUAACUGAUUUUCUGAAUUUAGAGUUAGAGAGACUUAAAUGUGCCGAUAACAAGUUAACUAGAUUGGAUUUAAGCGAUCUGAAAAAAUUAGAGAAAUUAUAUUGUCAUGAUAAUUACCUGACCCAAAUAAUUUAUCCGACUAAUCCCGAAAAAAUAACUAGUUUAUACAUAAGCGAUAACAAUCUCCCUACUUCUGACCUCACUAUUUUUAGUCCGAUGAGGAAUUUAAGAUAUUUAGAUAUUGGUAAUACCGAUAAAAACAAAAUCAACCAAGGCAUUUAUAAUCGUUGGGUGGAUAGUUGUGAACCUUUGAAAGAUUUGGAGUUAAGCAGUUUAGAUAUUAAAAAUACUGACCUAACUAGUGGAUUUAAACCAGAUGAAGCAAGUUGUGCCAUAGAAUGGAUAAAACAAGGAUUUAAAGAAUUUAUAGAUUUAAGGGAUGGUUAUGAAUACUUUGGUACUUGUCCAGAAUGUCAACAACCUAAUUCUAGUAGAAACUGA
Messenger RNA from Entrophospora sp. SA101, 1623 nucleotides. The record is from the annotation of a GenBank genome assembly. NCBI's taxonomy places the organism in Eukaryota, Fungi, Glomeromycota, Glomeromycetes, Entrophosporales, Entrophosporaceae.